UCUAUACUGAUGUCACUGUUUCAGGAAACAAACUGGAAGUUUCCUCUCUGGAAGCUUCACAAGCAUGAAAUAUCAGUUACUGUGAAACGUGAUACCUAUCUGUGCUUCUGUGGCACUUUUCAACGGAGAAUUUAACAACUGAAAGAACCGUGGCUGCUUUUUGUGACUGUCCUGGGAAGUGUGUGAAUGAAUAUUAGCCUUCUGCAGCUGGGAGCCUGCAGUACUGGGGAACGAUGUAGCCAGAUGUUGUCCAUGUCAGGAGGAUGUCUGAGUAAGUCUGCCUUUCACCCUGUUUGUGUAAGAACUGAUUGGGCCCCCACGUGUCUUCACAAGGCACCAUCAUUCAGGCCUUCAGUGUUUCCAUUACUCUACUUUUCCAACAGUCAGUUUGUUACCAUCUCCCUGUCCCCUAAUAUAGUUAGACACUGCACUGAACACUGCUCCUAAAAUUUGGAUUUAGGGCUAGUUCCUGUAAGGGAAGUCUGGAAGGCAAAACAAGAGGAAUCUUCCUCGGGGACUGAUGUGAGGAAAUGAUGCUUGUUACAGUACUUUGCUCAGUACCUCUGAGUGCCCUGUUACAACCACCAGUGGGCUGGAGAGCAGCAAGAUUCAUGCACAACUCCUCCCACUCCUCCUCCCUCCCCAGAGAGGCUGUCCUUACUUUUUUUUAUUCCCCCCUCCUCCCCCCCACCAUAUUUAUAACUCUUACUCUAGCUUGCCUUGCAACAGAAGACAUCCCAGGAAGCACAAAGAAAGACCUCAGUAGCAUGAUAGCUCAAGGCAUCUCGGGGCUCAUGCGACCCUUGUUAAGUGGACUGAAAGUGAGUAAAACUCACUUUGUUUAUUUCUGUGAGGUGACUGGGCAGAAUUGCUUACGAUCAAAGCAGACGUCAAGAAGAGGCUUCAGCUCCACAUGCAAGCUCCGGUGUUCUCCUGGGGAAUCGAGCUCGGCAGAUUCAGUGACAGUGCAUUUUAUAAAUCGGGAUGGAGAGCGACUCACAACCACGGCCAAAGAAGGGGAGAGUCUGCUGGAAGUGGUAGUCAACCAAAACUUGGCCAUUGAUGGAUUUGGUGCAUGUGAAGGGACAUUAGCUUGCUCCACCUGCCACCUCAUCUUUGAGAAAGAUGCCUUUCAAAAGCUGGAUGCCAUCUCAGAUGAAGAGAUGGACAUGUUGGACUUGGCAUAUGGACUCACAGAGACAUCUCGCCUUGGAUGCCAGGUGCGCAUUAAGAAGUUGAUGGAUGGUCUGACAGUGCAGGUCCCUGUGGAAGUAUCAGAUAUUAGGAGUCAGCUGGAGGUUGGAAAGCAAAGCAAGCAGUAACCAGAAACAGUUCCUUCACAACCUGCCUCCUUAGGUGUGGAGGGACACUUUGCUUUAUGUUAACACCAGUACUCUGCAGCUGGUUUACGGUAGACAAUAGAAGUCUGGUUUAGUAUAUAUGACUGUUCAGCAAAUCUCUUAUUUAAACAAAGCUUAAUGCUAGGAUUUUCAACAUAAGUUUUAAAUAAGUGCUUAAGUGCUCUCAUGAGCACAACUGGAUGAAAACAUGUGGCUUUACAAUUCCCUGGUAGCAGUAAACAUUUGUACUAUGUGUAACUCAUCUCCUUUUAAAUUUAAGUAUUCCACUAUUCUAUGUAGCUACUGGGAAUUCUGUGAUAUUCUGUUACUUAACUGCAGAGCAGCUUUUUCCCAAUUUGGGAAGCUUGAGAAGAGAUAGCUGUUCCAAAAGCAAGACUGUGCUACUUGGCUUAAUGACAUCGACAAUCUUAGUCUGCUUAGCAGGAGCAUUUGAAUGCAUGUCACUGAAUUGUUAUGUGCCAUGAUAUGCUAAUUUCUCUAAAUAACACAUUUUCUCAUUAAUGUAUUGCAGCGUACAUAAAAUAAAAUCCUAAUAAUCAG
Messenger RNA from Centrocercus urophasianus (Greater sage-grouse), 1901 nucleotides. RefSeq names its product adrenodoxin-like protein 2, mitochondrial. Gene Ontology annotation, biological process: positive regulation of oxidoreductase activity; P450-containing electron transport chain. Lineage: Eukaryota; Metazoa; Chordata; Aves; Galliformes; Phasianidae. Gene Ontology annotation, molecular function: 2 iron, 2 sulfur cluster binding. The coding region runs from base 531 to 1322 and encodes 263 amino acids. The transcript is spliced from 4 exons. The record is from RefSeq and is a predicted model, not a curated record. Gene Ontology annotation, cellular component: mitochondrion.